Messenger RNA from Acanthosepion pharaonis, 1392 nucleotides. NCBI's taxonomy places the organism in Eukaryota, Metazoa, Mollusca, Cephalopoda, Sepiida, Sepiidae. The record is from the annotation of a GenBank genome assembly.
AUGGAAUUUUUAUCUCGAGAAAAAUCAGAAGACCUGGAAGACGAUCAUUCUUAUGAAGAUGAUCUCCAGUUGGCAGCUGAAAUUGGCAAAGCCUUGUUAGAAAGAAAUAAAGAACUGGAAAGGGAGACAAUCCAGUUACAGAGCAUCAAUGGAGAACAAGCCUUGGAAAUUGAUUAUCUCACAAAACAACUGGAAGCUUUGCGACAAGUCAAUGAUUCUCGUAUGCGUAUUUAUGAAGAGUUGGAUAAAAAUGUUCAAGAGCUUGAGAAAAACAAUCAGAGAUUGGUUACAGAUGCCAGGGCUGGAAAACAACGCAUAGAAACGUUGCUGGAGUCUUUAUCUGGAAUGGAAAUAAAGAAUGAAGAACUACAAAAGAAGAUCGAUGAAAUGGUCACUACUGAACGUCAGCGGGAAAAAGCUGAGCGUCGCAAAACAAUGAGUGUUCCAAGCUUGCAUGAAAUUAACUAUGAAGACUUCUUUCCAACCAGUUUUCCUUGUUGGUCUAAUAACCAAUACAAACAGGGCCUUCACUUAAAUCCAUAUGAGACAGAAAUCCGAAAGCUGCAAGAUACGGUACGAAAAUUACGAGUUCAAGAAACUAUUGAGAAACGAAAGCGUGAGGAGUUUGAAAUUGAGGUUGCUGUGAUGAUUGAAGAUAAUCAAAACCUUGAAACUAAAGUGGAAGAGUUAGAGAAGCGUCUGAUGGAUACCAACAAACUGGAAGCAGAGUUAAAGCAGUUGCAGCUCCGCUCUGAGAAGAUUUGUCGUCGUUGUGGCAAUGAGAUCAAACCUUGUCUACCUGCAGGUGUCCUCGGCAAAGAGGUAGAACACGAUGAACCAUACAUGACAAGCGAAGGAAAGGUUGCCAGGUUAGAGGAUGGAGGCAGUGUGUAUGGCAGCAAUGAGUCCAUCCACAAGGUCCUUAUGGAGACACGGGAACAACUGUCUGGAAAUGGGGUCCAGUCGAACGUUUCCAUCCUUAGUGAACUUGAGUCGCAGUAUUACGCUUUGUGCCAGAAAUAUGAAGCUUUACUGCAGCACAAGCUUCGCCGGAGUCGGACUGGUGCCGACGCUGAUGAUGAUGAGGCCGACCGAAAUUUCCGCGUGUCACACAAGGAAGUGCAGACCCUCCUUGUUAACCUACACCGUUGUGUUGAAGUGAACACUGAUGUUGGAGAAUCUGUAACAAGCCCUCCCCCUUACCGGUCUCUAUUCAAGGACAUUUUUGCGACCCUGCGAAAAUCACGUAUUGAAGAAUCUCCUGAACAACAAGCAUCGGCGACAGCUGUGGCCACUGGUGGGAAGGAACCUCAGACACGAUCAGCUACAAGCACGCCCCUGACCACUCCACUAACAGAGGAUAAUCCCAUGAUACGAAGUUCAAACACAUGA